GUCAAUUUCUAUCAUUAAAGAAUAAACUAAAAAAUGGAAACUUCAAUAAUAAUAGCAACUGCACUGAUUCCUUCUAUGCAGGUCACUAUGAGUAUGACUGGCACUCUAGAGAAGGGAGUUGUUCACCAGGCCCUUGACCUAUCUGAGGAGGUCCCACCAAAUCACCACCAGGAGGUUCAUCUCCAGCACAGCAGCACCCCAGACUCCACAUCUGCAGCUGGGACUCCUAUCAACGGCUCUGGGGUGGUGGUGCCUCCUCCAUAUUCUGCACCAAUGGCUGGAGGUGGUGAGGUUCCUCUUGAGCUGAGAGGCUCUCUGGACUGUUGGGCAUGUUCAGUACUCGUAACAGCCCAGAACCUGGUGAUAGCCACUAUUAACCUGUGCCUGGUUGCUCUGGUGUUCGGCCUGAUCCUCACUCCUGUCAUAGUUAUGGUGGUAUUUGGAUUUCUGUGCCACUCCACUGUGCAUCCAGGUGGUACAUCACCCUACUGUUCAGACCUGCUGAGUGACGGAGGCUGUGUGGCUUUGUUAAUCGUGGGCUUCCUGCUCAUCACCCCACUGCUUGUUCUGGCAUUGGCUGCCUACUGCAGACUGGCUCGUCACCUGCAGCUCAGCCUCUGUUUCAUCCCUUACAGUCGCGCUGUCUACAAAAACCUGCCUGCCACAUACCACCACGGCCUGGGAGGACGCUGCUGUGGACAAGACGCAGGUCAAGACAGAAAGAAGGGAAAAGCUUGGGUAUGACAGUGGAACUCAAUGAUGGGUCUCAGCGAAUUUUCC
Messenger RNA from Ictalurus furcatus (blue catfish), 780 nucleotides. RefSeq names its product transmembrane protein 88 b (gene tmem88b). Gene Ontology annotation, cellular component: plasma membrane. Gene Ontology annotation, molecular function: PDZ domain binding. The transcript is spliced from 2 exons. NCBI's taxonomy places the organism in Eukaryota, Metazoa, Chordata, Actinopteri, Siluriformes, Ictaluridae. The coding region runs from base 34 to 744 and encodes 236 amino acids. The record is from RefSeq and is a predicted model, not a curated record.